GCUGACAGACAGAUCACUCUGGAAGAAAAUGGAAGGGAAAGUUUUGCUCUUUCAGCCGAAGCACAACAAAGCGCCCGCCUCGUUCCCUCCUCUUCCCCCUCAGUGUUUCUCCUCCUCCUUUUUUAACGCUCUCCGCUGAGGGCUGAGCUAACCCGUGGCCAGUAAAGCGCCGCAGGUCCUGGAGAAACACACUUUACACUCUUGACAGUUUGAGGAAGCUCAUAAUCCCAGCAAACUGAUGGUCAAAACAUUGAGGACGUGCAACAAAAAAGGGGAAAGCUUCACCUGGAAAAGGAUUAAGCAGCAGAUUGUGUGAAAGCUCUACUGCGUUGUUAUUGCUGGUCAUAAUCUGAGCUGUUGCUUCACUGACAAAUCAUCUGGGACAGGAGUUUCUUAGCAGCAUGUUUGACUGUAUGGAGGCUCUCGGGGUGGGACAGAGACCCCUGUUUGACGUGUCCGCUCAGAGUUCAUGCAUGCUGAGGAAAGCCAGCUCCUUCUUCUCUGGCCUGGAGCCCUUCUCAUGGAGCAACAACACUAGCCUGCAGUCGGUGGAGACACAGAGCACCAGUUCAGAAGAGAUGAUCCCCAGCUCUCCUUCUCCCCCUCCUCCUCCACGGGUCUACAAACCCUGCUUCGUGUGCCAGGACAAAUCUUCUGGAUACCAUUAUGGAGUCAGCUCUUGUGAGGGCUGCAAGGGUUUUUUCCGCCGCAGUAUCCAGAAGAACAUGGUGUACACCUGUCACAGAGACAAAAACUGCCAGAUCAACAAGGUGACGCGCAACCGCUGCCAGUACUGCAGACUGCAGAAGUGCUUCGAGGUCGGCAUGUCCAAAGAAGCGGUGCGGAACGACAGGAAUAAGAAGAAGAAGGACGUAAAAGAGGAGGUGGUUCUUCCUGAAAGCUACGAGCUGAGCGGAGAACUGGAGGAACUGGUUAAUAAAGUCAGCAAAGCACACAGAGAAACCUUCCCUUCGCUCUGUCAGCUGGGGAAAUACACAACUAACUCUAGUGCGGAUCACAGGGUUCAGCUGGAUCUGGGACUGUGGGAUAAAUUCAGUGAACUCUCCACAAAGUGCAUUAUAAAGAUAGUGGAGUUCGCCAAACGUCUGCCAGGGUUUACUUCGCUCACUAUCGCAGACCAGAUCACCUUACUCAAAUCUGCCUGCCUCGAUAUACUGAUGUUGCGGAUCUGCACUCGCUACACUCCUGAGCAGGACACCAUGACGUUUUCAGACGGAUUGACCCUCAACAGGACACAGAUGCACAACGCCGGCUUCGGGCCACUCACAGACCUGGUGUUUGCGUUCGCCGGCCAGCUCUUGCCUCUGGAGAUGGACGACACAGAGACGGGGCUCCUCAGCGCCAUCUGCCUCAUCUGUGGAGACCGUAUGGACCUGGAGGAGCCUCACCGUGUGGAUCAGCUGCAGGAGCCGCUGCUGGAGGCGCUGAAGAUCUAUGCUCGCCGCCGCCGUCCCAACAAACCUCACAUGUUCCCCCGAAUGCUGAUGAAAGUCACCGACCUGCGGGGCAUCAGCACUAAAGGAGCUGAACGCGCCAUCACCCUGAAGAUGGAAAUCCCGGGACCGAUGCCUCCUUUGAUCAGAGAGAUGCUAGAGAAUCCGGAGAUCUUUGAGGACAGCAGCGACUCUAAUGACUCCGGUGCUGCCGCCGUCGUCCCGGCGCCGAACAUCAAACGUGAGCGGGACGAGGAAGAGGAGGAUGAAGACGAAGAGGAGGACGAGUGUGCAGAGGACGGCCGGGACCGAGCAGCAGACAGUGAGGAUGAAGAGCUGGACUCAGCCGGAGCCAAAAAGAGCUCAUCAGGGAGAGCGCAGUGACCAAAAGAGGACCGUAUGUAGACAAGCAGAAAACUGCGGACAACACUGAGUUUCACACACAUAUGAUCCAAGAAGACUGAUUUUUUUUAGCAUUCAGAUGAAGAGGAUAGGAUAAACACACACAACUUUGCACAUCUAGUUUCCAUCAGUAAGGACGUUUGCUGUAGAAUAAAAAAAAAAUAUUAUCAUAAUUAGGGAUGCACCGAUAUCAUUAAUGGGAUAAUGGUACCGAUAAUGCUAUUGAUAAUAGUACCAAUAAUGGUACAGAUAAUGGUAUCGAUAAUAGUACCAGAAAUGGUACCGAUAAUGGUACCAAUAAUGGGAUAAUGGUACAGAUAAUGGUACCAAUAAUGGGAUAAUGGUACCGAUAAUGAUAUAGAUAAUUAGCACCGAUAAUGGUACCGAUAUUGGGAUAAUGGUACAGAUAAUGGUAUUGAUAGUAGUACCAACAAUGAUACCAAUAAUAGGAUAAUGGUACCGAUAAUGAUAUAGAUAAUAGUACCAAUAAUGGGAUAAUGGUACCGAUAAUGGUAUUGAUAAUAAUACUGAUAAUGGUAUCGAUAAUAGUACCGAUAAUGGUAUCGAUAAUAAUACUGAUAAUGGUACCGAUAAUGAUAUAGAUAAUAGUAUCAAUAAUGGGAUAAUGGUACCGAUAAUGGUAUCGAUAAUAAUACUGAUAAUGGUACCAAUAAUAGUACCGGUAAUGUUAUCGAUAAUAAUACUGAUAAUGGUACCGAUAAUGAUAUAGAUAAUAGUACCAAUAAUGGGAUAAUGGUAGCGAUAAUGGUAUCGAUAAUAAUACUGAUAAUGGUACCAAUAAUA
This is a messenger RNA of Danio aesculapii, 2660 nucleotides long. RefSeq names its product retinoic acid receptor, gamma b (gene rargb). Gene Ontology annotation, molecular function: RNA polymerase II cis-regulatory region sequence-specific DNA binding; zinc ion binding; nuclear glucocorticoid receptor binding. Lineage: Eukaryota; Metazoa; Chordata; Actinopteri; Cypriniformes; Danionidae. The record is from RefSeq and is a predicted model, not a curated record. Gene Ontology annotation, biological process: regulation of transcription by RNA polymerase II; retinoic acid receptor signaling pathway; cellular response to corticotropin-releasing hormone stimulus. Bases 402 to 1838 code for a protein of 478 amino acids. The transcript is spliced from 8 exons. Gene Ontology annotation, cellular component: transcription regulator complex; nucleus.